This is a messenger RNA of Mugil cephalus (flathead mullet), 6600 nucleotides long. Its product is annotated as small G protein signaling modulator 1-like. The transcript is spliced from 25 exons. Gene Ontology annotation, biological process: activation of GTPase activity. Gene Ontology annotation, molecular function: GTPase activator activity. The record is from RefSeq and is a predicted model, not a curated record. Bases 144 to 4034 code for a protein of 1296 amino acids. Lineage: Eukaryota; Metazoa; Chordata; Actinopteri; Mugiliformes; Mugilidae.
GUGGCAGAUAGGUUUAAUUUAGUCGUAAGGAACACAUCGUACAUCCCGGACCCUGCCUGCAUUUGUACCACCGCCGUAAAAUUUACUCUGUAGACAUUCUCCGGAAAGCUGUGCGUGUGAGUCGCUGCACCCUGCCCGGAGCGAUGGGAGAGGCCGAGACGCGCCAGAAAUUGCUGCGCAAUGUGAAGAAGGAGGUGAAACAAAUUAUGGAGGAGGCAGUGACGAGGAAAUUCGUGCACGCAGACAGCAGCCACAUCAUAUCCUUCUGUGCUGUGGUCGAGGCCUGCAUCCUUCAUGGGCUGAAGCGGCGUAUCGCGGGCCUGCUGUGCAGUAACAAGGUCGCCGCGCUCUUUAUGAAGGUGGCGAAAAGCUUUUCGCCUGCCGAGCAGCUCUGUCACAAGGUUCAGGAGCUGGAGCAGCUCAUUGAAAACAGCAAGCAGAACAAUUCCUCACUGAGUAAUGAUCGCGGACGGCAAUCCAAGCUGGCCAACCUCCCUCCUCAAGCUCUGAAGCACCUGUGGAUCCGAACUGCCCUGAUGGAGAAGCUCCUGGACAAGAUUGUCCUGUACUUGGUGGAGAACUGCAGCACGUUCUAUGAGAAAGAAGCCAUGCUGAUGGAUCCUGUGGAUGGACCAAUUCUUGCGUCUCUCUUGGUUGGCCCUUGUGCAUUGGAGUACACCAAAGUUAAGACGGCCGACCACUUCUGGACAGACCCGUCUGCUGAUGAGCUCGUACAGCGGCAUCGCAUCCACAGCGGCCACUGCCGGCAGGACUCCCCCUCCAGAAGGCCUGCCCUGAUCCAGAAGAGACAGUCCAGUGGUAGCAUGGAUGAUCGUCCUCUCAUGUGGGUGAGAGACUACGUUGAAUCGCUCCACCAAAACUCCAGAGCCACACUUCUGUUUGGAAAGAACAAUGUCCUGGUGCAGCCGAGGGACGACAUGGAGGCCAUUCCCGGCUACCUCUCCCUGCACCAGACUGCAGAUCUAAUGACUCUGAAAUGGACACCCAAUCAGCUGAUGAAUGGCAACGUCGGGGAGCUGGACUCUGAAAAAAGCGUUUACUGGGAUUACGCGAUGACAAUUCGUCUGGAGGAGAUCGUGUAUCUCCACUGUCAUCAGCAAGUGAACAGCGGUGGGACGGUGGUUUUGGUGAGCCAGGACGGGAUCCAGAGGCCCCCCUUACAUUUCCCCAAAGGAGGCCACCUGCUUCAGUUUCUCACCUGCCUGGAGACCGGCCUGCUGCCUCACGGACAGCUGGACCCUCCGCUCUGGAACCAGAGAGGAAAGGGGAAGGUUUUCCCUAAGCUGCGAAAGAGAAGUCCACAUGGCUCAUGUGAUUCUGUGUCAGAUAAGGAAGACGAUGAAGCAACCGAUUACGUGUUUCGCAUCCUCUUUCCUGGCAAUCAGAUGGAGUUCAUGGCUCUGGAGCUGAUGGAUCAGACCGUUAAUAUGUGGCAACCGACCCCCAGAAAGUCCUCCUGCUCCUCUUGCUCGCAAAAUGGCUCUUCCGAUGGUUCCCUGCCUAAUGGCUGUAAUCAGGAAAGGGCUCCGUUGAAGCUCCUCUGCGACACCAUGAAAUACCAGAUAAUCUCCCGUGCAUUCUAUGGAUGGCUCGCAUACUGCCGUCAUCUGUCCACAGUCCGCACCCACCUUUCUGCAUUGGUCAACACCACUAUAGUUGACCCCGAUGCACCCUGCGAUGCCCGAGGAGGCCUCUCUGUGGAGGUCUGGGGCCGUUUCCUCAAGGACAGCUCCGCCUAUGAGGAGAAGGAAAUACAUAGGCUAGUGUAUUUUGGCGGCGUGGCCCCUUCACUACGCAAAGAAGUCUGGCCCUUUCUGCUGGGGCACUAUCAGUUCACCAUGACCGAGAAAUGCCGGCUAGAGAUUGAUGAGCGGAUGAGGGCCAUGUAUGAGCAGACCAUGAAGGAGUGGCAGGGCUGCGAGGUCAUUGUCCGUCAGAGGGAGAGAGAGAAGCAUGCCGAGGCCCUCGCCAGAUGUUCAUCCGGAGCCAGUGUGGAGAGAGGACCUGUGCAGCGGGACUCCACCAUCAGUACAGAUUCGUCCCUAAGUAGUAGCUCCGAGCAGCAGAAUGCGAACUCACAAAGUGAUUCCAGCAGCAGCGCUCAGGUGUUUGAAUCGGUUGAGGCGGAUCCAGUGGAGACUGGGCCCAGGGCCGAGGAAGGAGUGGCAACGCAAGUUAGUCCGGUGAAGACCAUUUUAAAUAAGACUACAGACAGUCCACAAGAUCCCUCCUGCAAGCCCUCUCCCGCAGACAUGUCUAAUCAACGCCCAGACAGCAGCCCUCCAUUAGAUGAGCCAACUGUUGCAUCUACAGCCUCGGUGCAGGAAACAACUGAAGUCUUAAGUGAGGAAACUACAGCUGUAUCAGAGCCAGUAAAGAGCGAGAUCACACCACGUGAAUCAGGAGGGGAGGACGUGAAGGACUCAGCAGCCAAAGACAAGGAUAUGAUAGAGAAGGUGGAGGUAGUUUCAGAGAGCGAGGUAGUUUCAGAGACCGGAAUCAGUGAAUCAAAAGAGACGUCCGAAGCUGAGGAGAAAGCCGAAGCAGAAGACAAAGAUACAACACAAGUCCAGUCUGGCGCCUUAAAAUCAGUCGACACAAACAUGAAUUUGAAAUCUGCUUCAGAGAACACUAAUGUUCUUAAGCUAGAAACAGAGGUUCAUAACGAAUAUUUCCAAGCACCCCCACUCGGGCAGACCUUGACCCUUCAGGCGCGCAAGAGCAAAAAUCCGGAGGAGGAGCCAACUUCUUCGUCAGCAGCAGAGAAUGAUGCUAAUCAACAAAGUGAAAAGAUGCCCGAGACCUUGUCCGAAAACAAUCCGUCACUAAUGAUCACAGCCGGCACCGCAGAGUCAGAGAAAAAGGACGCAGAGGCAACGGUCUGUGACUUUCCUGAGAACAAAAAAGCUGCAGAGAUUACGUUUGAGAAACCUGGGUCUAAUUCUCCAGUGAGGCAAGUACUGAAUGCUCUCCAGUCAGCAUCAAGGGGGAGCCUGUCAUUAUCGUCUCGGCAUUCUCCAGACACAGCGGAUUCAGACGACUCUCCUUCUGCCUUGGAAAUGGAAGACAUUCCUGCAGGGAUAACAUGCGUGACCUCUGAGGAUAUCAAAGCCAGGCCUUUGGUGGGCCUCGCUGCACCCCCUAUCUCUCUGGCACAAAGGGAGAAAAUGGCAUCUGAGGAUCUCGUCCUAGACCACCAUCUGGACACCAGUCCUGAGGGCACUGACUUGGGCCUUUCGGAAGAGGAGCCCGAGAUGGAGAACGCGCUCACGGAACCGGAGUCUGCGGACGCGGGAGGAGACGCCAAAUACGAGGAAUCCUCAGAGGAGCAAACCUAUUCCCAAGAAACCCUGGAUAUGUACUUGAUCAACUUGCACCGCAUUGACAAAGACGUGAGACGUUGUGACAGAACCUACUGGUACUUCACCCCCGAGAACCUCGAGAGGCUGCGCAACAUCAUGUGCAGUUACGUGUGGCAACAUCUGGAUACGGGUUACGUCCAGGGCAUGUGCGAUCUCCUGGCUCCUCUUCUGGUUAUUCUAGAUGACGAGGUUAUGGCGUUCAGCUGCUUCACUGAACUGAUGAAGAGGAUGAACCAGAACUUUCCUCACGGGGGUGCCAUGGACUCUCACUUUGCCAACAUGCGCUCUCUCAUCCAGAUCCUGGACUCCGAGCUGUUUGAGCUGAUGCAGCAGAACGGAGACUACACGCACUUCUAUUUCUGCUACCGCUGGUUUCUCCUCGACUUCAAAAGAGAAAUGGUGUAUGACGACGUGUUCUCUGUGUGGGAGGCCAUCUGGGCGGCGAAGCACACCUCCUCCCAGCACUUUGUGCUCUUCAUCGCUCUGGCGCUGGUGGAGAUGUAUAGAGACAUCAUCUUGGAAAAUAACAUGGACUUCACGGACAUCAUCAAAUUCUUCAACGAAAUGGCCGAACGACACAACGUCCCGCAGGUCUUGAUGAUGGCCCGAGAAUUGGUCCACAAAGUGCAGACUCUCAUAGAAAACAAGUGAUUCACUCUGCCGAUGUCUGACACCCACGCUAAACCGCUUCAAAGAUACCGACACAUAACACACACGCGCACACAUUCAAGAGGAAACUUCACAUUGUUUACGAAAAGCAUCGUAUGAUCGUACGGCGACAUCCGAGCAGACACCUGGUCAUUAAAGCUGUCCAGUAUUUCCAGAUUGUUGUGUGACGACUCGUCUCCGGUUGCUCCUCUCCCUAUAUUCAGGAGACGCGAUCGUUGCCGGCGAAUUUAUUUUGAAAGUGUUAUUGUUCACCUCGUGAAUGUACCCUCGUUGAAACUGCUUCAGGAUGUUCUUUAUUUUGCCUUAAAUGUAGCUGUUUUUUCAGGGAUAGGGCAACCAAACUCUUCACUGCAUUGAUAUUCUUCUCGUUAAGUUCUACAUCUUGUGAAACACUUGAAUAUAUUUUUACUAUUAUUCUUCUUAUUAUUAUUGAUAUUAUUUAGCUGAAAUUGUAGCUGCCAUGGUUAAACAUGUUGUGACUCACUUGGAUAUACAUAUGCUCGGGUUGGUCAACGCUCGGUCGAGCACAAGUAGUGCGCGGCCGCCGGCUUGAGUUUCAGUAGCCACCAUGAGGGCCACUCGUUGGCCUCCGUUACCUUUGACAACCCUCCUCAUGCCUCUCAUGCACACGGACGUGCAGAAUACGCAGGCCUGACCUGCCCAGCACGGCUGCACAUCACGGUUUGCAUAUGAAGCAUCACCGUAUCCUCUGGCACUGCAUGCUCUCCUUCUGUCUCCGAGCUCCUCUAUGCAUUGACUAACAUGCGGAUCAACCUGCUUGAGUUCCUCAUCCGAUUUCCACGUCACAUUUCAGUUCAGAAACUCAAAAAUCGGCUUUGUCUAGAUGGUUUAUGCAGACAUUCGGAUCAGUCUUCUUCCCUUAAUUCCCACGAUGCUGCUCAUGCUGAACACUUCAGCUGCUGAUCGUCAUGAACCCGACGCGGCGCUAACAACAGCUUCCAUGCAACACUUUCAUCUGGUGGUGAAGUCCAGGGGGGAAUAGAGUGAUAGCAGUGGGCUUCCUUUGCAUACUGCACUUCCCUCUUUCACUUUCAUCUUAAGAUCUGUUUAAAACAAGAAACGUUUGUGACCUAAGACAGAAGCACGUUAGUUCUACAGCUCCCGUUACAUGCCAGUACCGUGGAAACUCUUGGAAGUUAAAGGUCAAUAUUUUAUUGUGGCUUUUCUGUAAUUGCAUAACUGAGAAAUACAAGUUAACACACUAGGCAGAUUUUAGACGAUUUUCCGAUUACCUCUGUCUCAAGGAGAUGUUCAAGAACAUGGUAGCAAUACCAGAAACAUGCUGCUACAAAAAAAAAGGAUCUGUGUCAUCACCUUCAGAUUUCUGCUCUCUCUUGCCCCCACCAAUCCCGGCAUGCCUCGUCUUUAACACACCUUCGUCUCCUUCUGAUGCCAAACCCUUUUGCACAAACAUUUCCAAGCCUUUUUCUUCACUAUUUCCACGACAUCACCACAACUGCUCACCACUUAAGCUCUAACCUUCUGUUUGAGGCUGAAGUCAAUAUUAGAUUGUUUUUUUUUUUGCCAUUUCUCUUACGACGUCUUUGAUUUAAUUCCCUGCGAAAUGAGUUUGUGCCCAGGACACAGCCUCCAGCACGACGGGUUCCCCUCAGUUAAUAAUUUGAAACAGCAGUCAACCCGUGCUCAGUUUGAUCCAGUGCCCUCUGGUUCCUUGGAAGGUUCACAUAGCUAAUGCACUGCACUGCAGUGAAGGUCAGACUUGUCAGCCACAUCUGCUAGGAAAAUGUGAAGCUGUCGUACAGCUUUCACAGCCGGGUAGAAACCAGAUAAUCGAUGUUUCACAGUUAAAUGAAUGGUUUAAUGGUUGCCGGUAGUUUGUAGCCAUGUAGAUACGGUUUUGCCGCGCAGAUUUUGAGAUAUGCAUCUGACUUUUCUGUUGCUAAUCCACUGUAGUUGAAAUGAAUGUUGUGUCUUUAAUUGCGACAUUUAACGUCAGUGUGGCUUUCCCAAAACAAAUAACUUGCAGCCCUCUCCUGGGAUCGCACUUCCAAAGAAAUCCCAAGAAUGUCUGUGAUUCUGAUCUGUUUGGGAGGUAGAUGAAUAUCUCAAAAACUCAGCAGGUAAACACCAUCCUACACACAAGGGUAAGUCAGAAAACAUAUGUAAGUGGUGCCACUCGCAGCUGCAAAAUAGCCAAAACACAUCCGCGUUUGGUUCACCGUGGCUUGAACUCCAGUGUUACCGCUACCACAGCUAAUGCGUCUCCAUAUGAUCUUCUAAAACAUGAGUAUUGCUGUUUGUGUAUUGCUGUUUGUUGUCAGAAGAUUUACAGUAUACGGUGUGCUAAAAAAGACUUACUGUACAAAAAAAAUUAAAAAUAACUAAGCUAGUACAUAUUUAUUAAAUGCAAUACAAUGUCUGUAUAUGGGCUUUGUCUGAUUAUAACGAAAAGAAAGGUCAAAGUAUGCCAUCGGAAAUAAAUAUAUUUUUUAUUUUUUUCUGUGUCUUCUAAAAUGGUCACUAAGUAUAAUUAAUUUAUUGUGUAUUAAAAAUCUUAUAUUUUGCA